UUCCUUUUCUCAUCACUAGAGGGCGGUAUGGCGACUACAAAGGUUGCCAACAGCCCUCAAAAACGGAGAAGAAGCAGGCGCAGCGGCGCUGGAAGCAGGAAGUUAAACCACAACAACGUAGUCUGUUUCAGGAGAAAUAUAUGGCUUUCAUCUUCCCUGUGCUUUUUCCUUAAGUGAGCUCUGUGUGUGAAACCUUUGGACACACCUGGCACCUUAUUCUACUGAGCAGCACUAUGGAGGAGACUAGCAGGGAGGCAGUGGCCACUGCAGUGCAGCGUGUGGCAGGGAUGCUGCAGAGGUCAGACCAGCUGGAUAAAGUGGAGCAAUACAGAAGAAGAGAGGCCCGUAAAAAGGCUUCUGUGGAAGCCAGGCUCAAGGCAGCAAUUCAGUCCCAGCUGGAUGGCGUCCGCACUGGACUGACCCAGCUGCACAGCGCCCUGCUAGAUGUCAAAGACAUCCAGAGCUCCCUGGCUGAUGUGAGUAAAGACUGGAGGCAGAGCAUCAACACCAUAGAGAACCUAAAAGAUGUCAAAGACGCUGUAGUUCAACACAGUCAGCUGGCCGCUGCUGUGGAGAACCUAAAAAACAUCUUCUCUGUACCAGAGAUAGUGGCAGAGACACAGCAGCUGAUAGAGCAGGCAGAGCUGCUGCAGGCCCACAGGAAGCUGAUGGAGCUGGAGUGUUCACGGGAUGACCUCAUGUAUGAGCAGUACCGUAUGGACAGCAAGAACACCAGUGACAUGCAUCUCAUCUCCAUCUACUUUGAGGAUGUUCAGGGACUGUCAGAUGAGCUGGCUAAACAAUUAUGGAUGGUACUGCAGAGGUCCAUGGUAACAGUGCGUCGUGACCCCACCAUGCUGGUGUCAGUCGUUCGUAUCAUUGAGCGGGAGGAGAAGAUCGAUCGACGUAUGGUUGACCGGAAGAAGCAGACUGGGUUCAUCCCACCUGGGCGGCCCAAACGGUGGAAGGACAAGAUGUUUGAGGUGCUGGAGGGGACGGUCAGCACCCGCAUUGAGGGCACCCAGGCAGUGACGAGAGAGGCUGAUAAAAUGUGGCUGGUUCGUCUGCUAGAAAUAACCAGGAAAUAUGUUCUGGAUGAUCUGAUUGUUGUCAAAAAUCUCAUGGUGCAGUGCUUCCCCCCGCACUACAACACGUUCAACAGGUUUUUCAGUCUUUACCACAACGCUGUAUCCACUCGUGUCAAAGAACUGGCCUCUGAGGACUUGGAGGCUAAUGAGAUUGUGUCCCUGCUCACCUGGGUUCUCAACACAUAUAAGAGUGUGGAGAUGAUGGGCCAUCCAGAGCUCUGUUCAGAGUGUGACAUCCACCAGCUGGAGCCUUUGCUACCUCCAGAGGUGGUGAAUGACCUGCUCAGUAAAUAUGUUAAGACCUUCACAUCUAAUAUAACAGGCUGGCUGCGCAAGGCCCUGGAAACAGACAAAAAAGACUGGCAGAAAGACACCGAGCCUGAGGCUGACCAGGACGGAUACUACCAGACCACACUGCCUGCCAUCGUCUUCCAGAUGUUUGAGCAGAAUCUACAGGUUGCUGCACAGAUCGAUGGAGAUUUCAAAGAAAAGGUUUUGAAGCUUUGCCUGAAACAAAUGAACACUUUCCUCAUCAGGUACAGGGAGGAGGCAGUGAUCUACAAAGAGGAGCACCUGAGAGACAGGCAGCUGCCUCAGUGUUAUGUACAGUACAUGAUAGCCAUCAUUAACAACUGCCAGACAUUCAAAGAGUCAGUCAACAGUCUGAAGAAGAAGUACUCUCAGUCAUCAGAGCCCACUGAAAGUGACGCUGCCAUCGAGAGGACACUCAAUGAGGUGGCCAAGGACGGUUGUCAGUUUCUUUUGGAUGAAGUUUUCCUUGACCUUGAGAAUCACCUGAAUGAGCUGCUGACCAGGAAGUGGCUUUCAGGCUCUCAUGCUGUGGACACCAUCUGUGUGACAGUGGAGGACUAUUUCAAUGACUUCAACAAAAUUAAGAAGCCCUUCAAUCAGGAGAUGACGAGCAAGGCCCUGCGCAGGGUGGUGGUGGAGUACAUUAAAGCCGUGAUGCAAAAGAGGAUCACCUUUAAAAACGCUGAUGAGAGGAAGGAGGGAGCUGAAAGGAUGAUGAAAGAAGCUGAGCAGUUCAAGUUCCUCUUCAAAAAACUGGCUGCAGGUGAAGACACAGACCUGCUUUGUGGUGCCAUCACUGCCAUUGCUGAAGUGUUCAAGCUGACUGACCCCACACUCUUAUUCCUGGAAGUCUCCACGCUGGUGUCCAAAUAUCCUGAUAUCAGGGAGGAGCACAUCCAGGCGCUGCUCGCCGUGCGCGGUGAUGCCAGCAGGGAAAUGCGGCAGAUGAUCAUCGGCACGCUCAGCGAGAACAAAGUCUCACACUCUGGUGCCACACAGUGCAUCUUCAAAGACAUCGCUGUGCCCACUAUGACCAUGACUACCAUGACCUCAAUGGCAACCUCAAAGCUGCUCAAAUGAAGCCAGUCACCGUUUGCAUCUGCAGCAGCUUCAGUCACAGCAGCGUAACAGAAGAUGCUUUGUUUUUCACUGGUUCUUGCUGUUUUCUGUGUUCACUCUUUUUGAUCUUUUACUCUCAUACUGAUCACAUGUCUGCUUCAACAAAAUAAUACAAUGUGUGCUGUAAAAAUGGACUGCACUGUUGCUUUAGAGGUACAAAGCAUCACAAGAUUUGGACCUCUUUAUUUUCAUCUUUUACCGAAUUUCUUGUCAGUGAUGUUUCUCACUUUAGCCGUUCUCUGACUCGUGCAGCGUUCAGUUAAUUCGCAAACAACUUCAUUAUCAGUUGAUGCUUCUAAUUACAUGUACAGACUGAGUUGGUGAACAGAAAUGUAACAAAAGCAGAAUACCUUACAGGAGAACUCAAGAGGUCCCAGGUUCACAGGAAGAACAACAGAAUCAAAAAAAGCUAAAUGAUUCAAGGCCUCCAGUAAUCGCUCGACACUUCCUGAGCUAAGAGUUCACUGUGGACAGGUCACCAAUCUGUUACAGAGCUAACACAGACACAGCUGUUAGGGGUGGCUGUAGUUCAGGAGGUGGAGGAGGUCACCUACUCAUCAGAAGGUUGGUGGAGGGGCUGGUGUACACAGAGACCAGUGGUUUGAAUCCAGGACCUUCUUGCUAUAAGGUGACAGUGCUGAUCACUAUCAUCCUGGCCAUGCUGUGGUGGAAUAUUUAGGCAAAGUGUACUUUUUGGCAUAAAAAUCUCAAAGAU
This is a messenger RNA of Archocentrus centrarchus (flier cichlid), 3234 nucleotides long. RefSeq names its product exocyst complex component 3 (gene exoc3). NCBI's taxonomy places the organism in Eukaryota, Metazoa, Chordata, Actinopteri, Cichliformes, Cichlidae. The coding region runs from base 234 to 2480 and encodes 748 amino acids. Gene Ontology annotation, biological process: exocytosis; exocyst localization. The transcript has 16 exons. Gene Ontology annotation, molecular function: SNARE binding. Gene Ontology annotation, cellular component: exocyst. The record is from RefSeq and is a predicted model, not a curated record.